AUGGCGCCCCCGGAUAUUGUGACGGAAGAGAGAGCAUCAGAGCAAUACGACGAUGUUAUCAUCAAAAAGGAUCCGAAACGCAAGUGGGUGAGCUACAUCUGGGACACGUUCGACAAGUCUCCGGAGGAGCGCAAAUUGCUUUUCAAAUUGGAUACUGCCAUUUUGACGUUCGCAUCAUUAGGUUAUUUCAUCAAGUACCUAGAUCAGAUUAACAUCAAUAAUGCUUUCGUUUCGGGAAUGAAGGAAGAUCUAGGGCUAUACGGUAACCAGCUAAACUAUAUGCAAACAACAUGGACUAUCGGAUAUGUCAUCGGGGAGAUCCCUAGUAACAUAUUCCUCACACGAGUUAAACCGAGAUACUGGAUCCCUGCAAUGGAGGUUAUAUGGUCUAUCCUUACCUUUUCACAAUCGAGAUGCAAUUCGGCCCACCAAUUCUACAUAAUUCGGUUCUUCAUCGGUCUCGCAGAAAGCACUUUCUACCCCGGAAUGCAGUAUAUAAUCGGAUCAUGGUAUCGAAAAGAUGAACUGGCUAAAAGAUCUUGCAUCUUCCACACAAGCAGCGCAAUUGGAAGUAUGUUUUCCGGCUAUCUAAUGGCUGGCGUAUAUCAUCUUGGUGGAAAAGGUGGCUUCAAAGGCUGGCAAUGGUUGUUUAUUGUCGACGGCAUCAUAUCGCUUCCAGUCGCCCUGAGCGGGUUCUUUGUCCUUCCGGAUGUACCAGAGAUCUCCAAUCCUUGGUAUCUGACCAAGAAGGAAGUUGCACUUACACAGAAGAGGAUGGAGUUGGAGGGUAGAAAACCGAGGCAACCCUACACAAUGGCCAAGCUGAGGAAAAUAUUCUCGUCCUGGCAUGUGUACCUUCUGACGAUCGCAUAUAUAUGUUUCAAUAACGGCGCUGCAGGGUCGCAACCUGUUUUCCAACAGUAUUUGAAAGCGUCCAAAGACCCGAAGUAUUCCGUUGGACAGAUCAAUGCAUACCCGACCACCACUUCAGCUGUACAGGUGUUUAGUACCCUGGUAUAUGCUUGGACAUCCGAUACGAUAUUCAGAGGCGCUCGCUGGCCUCCCAUCGUUUUUGGUGCUCUGGUGAAUAUCCUCUGCUACGUAUCCCUUGCUGUGUGGGAUAUCCCUACAGGAUGGAAAUGGACAUGCUUCAUAUUGGCCGGAUGUGGUUAUGGACUUAGCGGUCUACUCAUGGCUUGGAGCCACGAGAUAUGUGCCGACGACAACGAAGAGCGCGCCAUCACGGUCGGAUCCAUGAACGAGUUAGCGUAUGUGUUUCAGGCAUGGCUGCCAUUGAUUGUGUGGCAGCAAGUCGACGCUCCGCAAUAUCGGAAGGGUUAUAUCACCGUUACAAUACUCUCUGCGCUUCUUAUUGUUUCAGUGUUCGCAAUACGGCAUUUACAUAAGAGGGAAAUUGCCGACAAGAGAGGACAUAUAGGAGAAGAGACACAGGAGGAAGAUCCCUCCAGCCCUCCUCAUUCUAUACCAGUUCCCACGAAGGAUUCGAGAGCGUGAACCGAAGACCACAGGUUGUCAACGAACUUAACGUGUUCACUUGGUUGUGAUAUUAUAUCGUCCAGCAGCUGAAUAUGUCAAGAGCAUACAAGAGCAUAUUGAUGUACAGAUUCGAGUCCGCUCUUUGAAAGGAUUCAAAGAUUCUUUUGCCAUAUAUACUAUUGAAAUCUAUUGGAGCUACAGACCACUCUACUCAAAG
Messenger RNA from Paecilomyces variotii, 1714 nucleotides. RefSeq names its product pantothenate transporter. The transcript is spliced from 13 exons. Bases 1 to 1515 code for a protein of 504 amino acids. Gene Ontology annotation, biological process: transmembrane transport. Gene Ontology annotation, cellular component: membrane. Lineage: Eukaryota; Fungi; Ascomycota; Eurotiomycetes; Eurotiales; Thermoascaceae. Gene Ontology annotation, molecular function: transmembrane transporter activity. The record is from RefSeq and is a predicted model, not a curated record.